AUGCCAAACAGAACCCGUCCCGUCGAGAAGAUUGCCAAAGCCACUGCCAAAUGCUCCGUUGAGGCAGCGGCAUAUGGAAAGUGUGUCCUCGCAGACUACAAUGCAGUGCACAAGGACAUGUGUGUAAAAGAGUUUAUGCGUCUCAAGGACUGUGUUCUGGUAAGUGAGGCUCAGAGACGCUCGCAUAUCGGCGAGAGGGGCGCGGGGCCCCCUAUGGUCAUUGCAUGGCGUUACGGCAUUUAA
Molecule: messenger RNA, 243 nt
Organism: Penicillium canariense
Lineage: Eukaryota; Fungi; Ascomycota; Eurotiomycetes; Eurotiales; Aspergillaceae
Exons: 3
Coding region: 1-243 (80 amino acids)
Biological process (GO): mitochondrial respiratory chain complex I assembly
Cellular component (GO): mitochondrion
Source: RefSeq, a predicted model, not a curated record